Alligator mississippiensis (American alligator) is the source of this 8654-nucleotide messenger RNA. RefSeq names its product zinc finger protein 385C. The record is from RefSeq and is a predicted model, not a curated record. Lineage: Eukaryota; Metazoa; Chordata; Crocodylia; Alligatoridae. Gene Ontology annotation, cellular component: nucleus. Gene Ontology annotation, molecular function: zinc ion binding; nucleic acid binding. Bases 4870 to 6921 code for a protein of 683 amino acids. The transcript has 4 exons.
GUGUGCAGGGGCUGCAGAGCUGCAGGUCUUUGUUUCCAAAGAUCCCUGCCUCUCCUCGGGCACAGUUUUCUUUGCAGCGAGAGGAGAGAGGCAGGGAGGGCGAGGGGGAGGCUGCGCUAUGCAGCACCAGCCCCGUUCUGAUGCUGAUGCCUUACAGAGUGGCUCACUCUAGGGCUGGAGGGGGUUGAAUAUUGGUUUUGAAAAGGUUUGGUUUUGUUUUGUAUUUGGGUUUUUUUGUUUUAGUUUUCAUUUCGUUUUUGUCUAAAAUUCUGUGAAGUUUGCAAGCCCCUCACUCUAAAUUUAUGGCAGCGUUUCCAUGUGCCUGCCUUCCUCCAUCAACUCAGACACUCUAUGAUGCUCCACUGAGUCUUCCCAAGGAGGGUGUUGGGAGGAAGAUCAGAUAUGGAGAGGGACAGCCAUGGCCCCUGCUACCUCCUGAGUAAGCAAAGGUGCUCUUGGAACAAGGUGGAGGGAUCUAAGAGUAUCAUAUGUGUUCCAGACCCUGACCCAUCUUAGGCACUGUCACAGGAUGAUCAGGGUCUUUGGGGUAGAGGGACUUCCUGGAGCUGCUAAGGUUUCAGAAUGAGGUGGCCAGACAUCUGUUAGAGAAAGUAGGGAUUUGGGGAACAGGAGUGUAUAUUUCUGAGGUCUUUCUUGCUACUUUGCUGGUCUUUCCUUCCUUGUAUCAGCUGCAAAUCCCGAGUCCUGUUCAGGGAAGCAGGGUGCCUGCCACCCUCUGCUUCUGGGAAAGCAUGAAUGAUACUGUUAGGUAGCUGGGGCAAGAGAUCUGGUGGACAUGCUUCCCUUGCACUGUGUAUUAGUAACAGGGAACUGCAAAAGACAAAUUUAGCAAGAGGUCUUUUAGCUGUGUCUCUUAGGUGGGCAAGUCUAGAAUAGCUUCCUAAUUAAUAUUCCUUGAAGGGGAGGGAGCGGAUGCUUCUCUCUUUAACAACAAAACCCUUGGUCUCAAACAGAACAAGGAGUCUGCAAACUUUGUAAAACAUCCUCUGACUUUUGGAAUUGUUUCCUGACUGCUUGUGGCUUUCAUUGGACAGAGGUGGGAUUGAGAGCUUCCCUUAAGAGACCUUGAUUUUGAAAGCAAAUGAAAAAGGUUACAUGGGAUAGACUAAAAAAAAUAGAAGGCUACCAAUGCUCAUUCUUCCAGGUGCCAGCCAAACUCACUUCCCUAGGGUCAGGAAGAAACCUCUCCUUGCGGCAAAAGGCAUCUGAUGGCAGCAACUUUUGAGAGACAGGUUGUUGGACUAAAUGAACCUUGCUCUGACCCAGUCAACCAGUACUUUUAUUCCUUCUCUAUGGUCUGAUUGAAAUCCCAUUGUAUUCCCAUUGUUCCUUAGUGAACAUGGCCCAUUUGCCACAUACACCAGGAGAAAGUUUAAACCCAGAGCAAGUGUAUCUGAUCCCUGCUAUUAUGGGCUGUUGCUGGAAGACCUUGUGAGAGAUCAUCUGUGCUUGUUGAAGAAUUUGAAGGGGAAAAGACAAUUCUUUGUCAGAAGAAGGGUGAAGGGAUUUCUCCCUAACUUGAGGAGUGGUACGAGGGAGGCAGAAAAUGAGAGGAGAGGUAUGGAGGGGUGCGGAGAUAGUUUUAAGACCUGGAUAGAGUCAUCAGGAAGUGAUGAGUGUGGGGACAGGACCUGCGAAAUGCAGUCCCCAUUCUAGUCCAGCGUGUGGACUGUGCUGCUCUGACAUUCAGUGAUAUUGGCUAGCCAGAAAAGCGGCAUUAUGGUAGGGAAGUUCUUCCUGGAGAGAAAGCAGAAUACUCAUGCAUGUCCAGUAGGUACAUAGAUGCUAUGACAUCAACCUCACAACCUGCCCACUGAGGCAGAUACCUCUCAUUCUCCUCAUACUAAUAAUGGAGAAACUGAGGCUUGGGCACUAAGCAGUUUGAGGUCUCAAAGAGGAGAAAGUGUUGGGGGCAGAAGUGGAACAGUUGAGUCCUGGUCCUGUGCUCAGCUCACUUUCACUCCCUUUUCCCUGCACGUCCCCUCCACUCCCUCCCCAUACUGCAUGGUCUGCAGGAACUGACUCCAGCAUUAUCCAGAGAGAGCAUCUAUGCAGCUGUGUGGUGCUGAUUUUCCAGGCUGGAGGAUGCCUCAUGCUUCCCUGGCAUACUUAGCAGUGGCUGGUUUCCAGCCCCACAGACCUGGCUGUCCUGUAGUUGGCAGUAAGUCCCUGCCACUUAACCACCCAGGCCAGCUGAGGUCAUGUUACUCCUCAGUGCAGUUCCCGUGUAGUUUUGUGAAAAGGAAGUUCUUUUCUCAUUACACCUUGCUUUGCUUUCCUUUGCUUUUCUUUCCUUUCCUUUUGUGGGCUAUUUUUUUCUCUCUGGACAGUUGGGAUGUUUUCUGGCUCCAGUUGCAUUUUUAGCCCUCCCUUCUGCUGGAUUAAUCCAGCUACCUGCACUUGGAAAGCUGAGAAUUUGGAGCAUCACAAAGAGUAGCCAGUUGGCAGAGAGAGGGUGGUGGGGUUAGAGUACCUGGAAACAUGGGCAUCUUAGCCAUCCUUCCCUCAGGAACUGUGGGGAGGAGUAGGAGGAAAGGGACUCUGAAAAUAUUUGAUCUCUUUAUUUUUCAGCCUAGAAGAAGAGGGAACUGCAAAAAAAAAAAAAAGGGAGAGGCGUUGCUAGCUCAUUGUUGUUCUAUGAUCUCAGAGGGCAGGAGGGAAGAGAAUGAAAUUGGGGCUUGGCAGGUGGAAUUGAUAGAGUAGUAGCAGGUUGCUUUUAAAGGAGUCUAUUAGCCGCUGGAAAGAAGGUGAGAACCCAGGAGGGGAUUACAUCAUUUGCACGGUAACCAAAGAGCAGUGGCAAACCCCACAGCUCUGAGGGAGGCUUGGCUGUGGACAAAGGCUGCACUAUACAUGGCUAUGUCACUGUGUGCAGAAUACUGGCUCAGUUGCCACAUGCUGUGUGUCCAGUCCUGUCCUGUCAGGAGCUGAGCUGUGGGACUCCUUGUUCUCUGCUGCACCUGCAGUUUGUGGAAGGGCUUGAAGGAAUGCUUAUUUCAUUAUCAUCAAUUCCCUUUUCCUUCCAAAUGGCCGAUUACUCCAGUUCUCUUUCAUUUCUUCAUUUCCCCAUGCCUGCUUUCCUUUUAUUUCCCCAUGGCCCCUUCUCCUAGUGCAAAUAAGCUGAGCACUGAGGGAAGGUGUUUGGCUGAAGCUCCCUAUUUAGCCAUAGGACAGGCACAACCUGUGCUCCCCACUCUCUGCCAGAUUUUCUGUCCUUGGCCUGGGCAGUCAUUUGUCUUUCUGUUCAGGCCAUCAGUAGGGGGGCUAAUUAGUGCUAAUUGGACAACUGUCAAGUGUUAAGAAUCAGACUGUGACACUAAGCUUACUCCAGAGUGGCCAUGAAUGGUAAUGACCUUUGCUCACCGUUUCUCUAUGUACUUGGAGACUACCAUAGCAAAUUGGACCUUUGGCUCACCCAAUCCAGUAUCUUCCAGCUGCUUCAGAAGUAGCUGCAAGAUGCACAAGCAAUAGGCAGAUGCCAGGUUGUCUGCCUCUCAAGAAUGUCUCCUCCUAAGGGAUUGGUUUAAAGCCCAAAGAAUGAGGUGUUUAUCCUUUCAAGCUGGCGACCACUAAUUAUUGUAACUCCUGUUAUUUGUGUCACCUUCAAACUAUACAGUUUCUCAUUCAAGUCUUGUUAAUUUUUUUUGCUUUCAGUGUCAUCCUGUAGCAAGGAGUUCCACUGUCUCAUUAUGCACAGGCUGGGCCAGUUUUUCCUGGGUCGCACUGAGCAAGUCUCUUAUCACUUCUCAUUUUAUGUCCCUUUAUUCUUCAUUCCCCCUUUCUCUUGUCUUCUCUUUUUGUAGGAUCCAUUCUCCUUCCAUUAUAUCUGCCUCAGUGCAGUCAGUGCUAAGGCCCAGUUAAGCCUUGGCAUGUGUUUAAAUUCUUUAGUGAAUAUGGGUGAGUUUAAACUCAUCCUUUUGUUUUUUGUUGCAUCAGGGCUUAAGGACGUCUCUUGAGAACUCAUGGCACUACCCACUUCAAGACACCUUUCCUCCUGAAAACUGACUUGGUCCUGGCUCUCUAGUCUUCCAAAUAAGGGACCAGUCCAAACCAAGUCUUCUGAGCCUGGAAUCUUAUUGGUUUCAGGGAGGUGUCAGAGCCUUACUAUGAGGCUGAUACAUGUAUAGGUGGUGUAUAUAUAGAAAAUAAGCAAGGUGAAGUUUAAUACACACACAUGCAAAUCUCUAGCUACAUGAUCUUCAGUUAGUCAGAGGCCUCUGAGUUAACAGUGCUCAGCUAGAGAAGACCUCCAGGGAGUCCAACACCAGGCUGGUAGCUUUCCAGAACAUUGACCAGCCCUCCAUAGUGAUGGGUUUUAAUGGAAGACAGCAUGGUUGCAAGUUAAACCUGAGAAUCUGUUCUUGCCUGCUUAGACUGCCUUUGGAAAGGGUUCCACAAACUUGCUGAUUAUCAGAAGUGACAGCUCAGCUUCCACUGCUGUUAGGAAGUAAAAUGCAAAGCACUGGCUCACUUUUGGCAAGGUGAAGAAUUGGGACUCCUCCUCCUGAGGCUAAACACUGAUUUUAAGCCUAUUAUGAUUCUUCUCCAUCUUCACAGGAUCCACUGUGGCGUGUAGAUUCAGUAUGGUUGGCCUCCAGCAUAAUCUGUUUGGGGCCACACUUCUGUCAGUUGGUCACUGGAUGGAUUAUAUCAUGGGUGAAGUAGAACAUCUGCAUCAACCAGUUUCCUUAAAAUAGCCUGCCACUUGAAUGCAGUUUCAUGGACAGUAGUAACACUUCGAACCAGGAAAGUGGUAAUAAACCUUCCUUACUAAAUUAAAUGUAGAGGCUGCUCCUUCAAGGAAAAUUUCAGUACAUCCGUAGUGUUGGGUUUCCCAGCCACAGCAAUAUGGUACCUCCAGGGAAAAAGCCAGCUGGGGAAACUUCCAAUUCCAAUAAAAAGUGUAAGCGCUAUUUCAAUGAGCACUGGAAGGAAGAAUUUACGUGGCUGGAGUUUGACUAUGAAAGGAAACUCAUGUUUUGUAUAGAAUGUCGCCAGGCACUGGUGAAGAAUAAACAUGGCAAAGCGGAGAAUGCCUUUACUGUGGGGACGGACAACUUCCAGCGCCAUGCUCUGCUACGGCACGUCACUUCUGGAGCUCACCGCCAGGCCCUGGCGGUUAACAGAGAGCAGCUGGCUUUUGAGUCACGUGUCCACAACCACCAGGAACUGCGCUCAGUGAUAAAGGUGGAAGUAAACCCGGCCAAGAUAGCCAUCCUCACCACCGUGUACUGGAUGGCUAAGGAGGAGAUCCCAGACGACAAAUGCUCUUCGCUGCUUGAGUUCCAGAAGCUUAACCUCUGUCAAGCCCUGCUGACUUCAGAGCACAACGAGUAUUACCACCCCAGCAGCAUCAAAGAGAUGCAGGCAGCGAUCGUCAAAGUCCUUCACAACGAGGACAGGCACAAGAUGAAAGCCUCACCGUUCAUUGGCCUGGUGGUGGACGAGACAGUCGAUGUCAUGGAGCAUCGGAACCUCAUCAUGUUUACAACCACGGUCUCACCGUGCAAUGGGCAGACCUCAAUCACGUUCCUGGGCAGUUUUGAGCUACCGGCUGGGGAGGCAUCUACUGUAGCAGACAAAGUCGUUGAAGUAAUGCAUUCUUUUGGAGUUCCCACCAUGAAGAUCACAUGGCUCAGCUCUGACAGCUCUUCUCUGAUGGCUGACAGGCUUAACGGGGUGGGGACUAAGCUGAAGUCCAUGUGUCCCCUCCUCACCGAGAUGCACUGCAUAUCCCAUAGGAACUCCCUUCUACCCUCUGAGAGUGGCAUUAAUAUAGAGUAUGUCCAGAAGUAUGAAACUACAGUAGAUGCUGUUUACAGACUCUACUCCAACUUCAAAGGGGAGAGUAACAGCCUCCAAGAGCUGCAGAGUGUCCUGGAUCUGUGCGAGAUAGACCUAGAGGACCCUAAGACCAUCCACUGGACUUCCAUCUUCCCAGCAGUGGAAGCUAUCGAUUCCUCAUGGCCCACACUGGUGCUUCUGUUGGAGAGUGAGUCAGAGAGGUCCCCUGUGGCAUUUGGCCUCUGUGAAGAGCUCAAGAAGUUCCAGUUUGUGGCAUUCACCAAGAUCCUCCUGGAUGUCCUCCCCAUCUUCCAGAAGCUAAGCCGGUUCUUCCAAAUUGAGGAUUUUGACCUCUCCAUCCUCAAACCCAUCGUCUCCGCUACCGCCACCACUCUGCAAGCCCAGAAGAUCACCAGUGGCCAGAACUUCCAGGAGUUCCUUAAUGAGAUGAAUGAGCACCCCCGGGAAGACCGUGAGGAUGAGAGCAGGUUCUACUACAAAGGAGUGGAGCUGGCAAACUGCUCCAAAGUGCACCUGAAAAACUUUGAGCACUUGAAGGAGACCUACCUUGAGAGUGUGAGGGACAACCUGCUGGAUCGGUUCCCUAGCAAUGUCCUGGAGGCAGUCAACUCGUUCUCCGCCAUCUUUAACCCCAAGUGCUACCCUCAGUCUUUGGAUGAUAUCAGCAGCUAUGGUAUCAGUGAGCUGAACUUCCUCUUGCAGGCAUAUUCCCGGUUGGUGGUGAGCGAGAGGGCUCUAAAUGAUUUUCCCCUCUUCAAACGGAUAGUGUUUAGCCUCAGCCAGCUGUCCUUCAAGGAUCUGUGCAUCAAGCUGGUUUACAGCAAUUCUGAAAUGCAUGAGCUCUUUCCUGACUUUGCCGUCCUGGCUGCCAUUGCUCUGGCCUUGCCUCUUGGCUCAGUGCUUUAUGAGAAAAUUAACCGGGGGAGGGAACUCAUGAAACGCAGCCGGUGGCGCUAUGCAAAAGAUGAAGGCCUGUCCAACCUCAUGAAGAUCGCCAUAGAUGGGCCCACCAUCAAUGAGUUUGACUUUGCAUUAGCCAUUGAGUAUUACGAAAGUAUGAGAGAAUCCAGUUUUAUCAUGGCACAGGUUAACUGAGCCGCCCUUUUGGGCAACAGAAUGUGAAAGUGUAAAAUAUUUUUGACUUUGAGAUAACAUAACCCUGUUGUUGGGGUAUGAGGCCUUACACUGAAACUAGAAUAUUAAUGGCUAAAUUUUGUUUUGUUCUGUUUUAUCCCUGUUUGUCCCACUGCUUUGCUACUCCUGCCGUAUCUGAUCAGAGGACCAUGUGUUACAGGUUCCAGGAAUAAUUGGGAAAUGUUACAAGUAUUUCCUGUUCCAUGUUGGGACUUUUGGUGUAAGUCCUACUUUUAAGCAGGAAGAGGGAUUCUUUUCUAAAUCUGUUUCAGUCCUGACAACCCAAAAAAGUUUGAUUGAAUCAGCUGACUCUUUUUUCCUGCUUUCUUAAAUCGGUGGUUCUCAACCUUGUUAGGCUGAAGGAACCCCUUGUUAGGUUAAAGGCACCCCUCCUUAGACUCAAGGCACCCUCAGAAAAUGUUAGCUCUGAAUUUUCACUCAUUUUUUUGAUCAUGGAAAAAUAAUAUAGUCGUUUUUCUAUUGCAAAGAACUCAAAAAGACUACAACAGGUCAGAACUUUUUAAAUGUAUGGAUUCUUGUUUAAAAUCAUUGCGUUUCUUUUGUGAAUCAUAUUUGCACACCCAACAGUGCUAACAUCAUGUGGCACCCUGUAGCACCCCUGAAAAGAUCUCGCAGCACCCCAGGGUGCUACGGUACGCUGGUUGAGAAUCACUGUCUUAAAUGUAUCCAUUCUCUUAAAUUCCAAAUAGCAUUUAGAAUCACUUUAACUUUCCUGUCUUUAUUGAGGGAAAAAAACCUCAUGUCUUGAGCUCAAAUGUUACAUUGCUUUUGCACACUGAUACCUGGCAGCUUUUUUUUCUUGAUGUUCCACAAAAAUAACCAAUUUUUACUCUUUGGAGCCUGGAGAAUGAACACCGAGACAGCAUUUCUUUCUAGCUCUGUCACAAAUCCGAUAAUGCCUAGCAGUGUCUUGUUGAAAUUCCUUGCACACAGCACAAAAUAUUUUUAGUGUUGGAAUCAGUUUGUGAUCAUUGCAACUGCGAGCAAUUUAGAAAAAUGAUAUUGUAAUCACCAAGGAAACAUUAACUUUUAAAUGCAUCAUUAUGUAUAUAUGUGUGUGUACAUAUAUAUAAUAUAUAUAUAUAUAUACACAAAAUAUAUAUAAAUAUAUAUAUUAAAUAAAUCUAUCUUACCUUUCCUAGUGUUAAAGUACUAAGAUAUCUAAAAGGAGGGUUUGGCUUGGUUUGGUUUGGUUUGGUUUGCAGUGACAGAAUAAAUUAUAUACGGGGUCCAAAAAGUAAUAAAUAAUUCCUUGUUUUUCAAAAUAGUACCAUAUACCUGACCUUUCCAUUGCAGUCUAAGACUUUUGCAAUCUUGCAACCAAAGAAUGAGCCUUUUAACAUCUACCUUAUGAACAAGCUUGAGUUUUUGUUUGUGUUGGUUGAUUUUUCUUUUUGAACAUUCCCUCACCUUGAAGUGAGUGAGGUUUUUUCAAACCAUGACAGCUCAGUGAAAUGGCAGCUUUUUACUGGAUCAGUACACAAAUGUGCAAGAAUUGUAACCAAGUCCAGAUAGAAUUUGUUGCAUGGCAUGUGUUCUCUUUGUUAAUUAUACAAGCCUAUGUUUGUUUUUACCUUACUUUUCUUAGGGUGCUUUUCUUAGUUCUGUAGAAGGGGGAAGAAAGACCCUUAUUACUGGUUUUAAUUUGCAAUAAAGUCGAAACUUUGAACUAA